Molecule: messenger RNA, 2461 nt
Organism: Lactuca virosa
Lineage: Eukaryota; Viridiplantae; Streptophyta; Magnoliopsida; Asterales; Asteraceae
Source: the annotation of a GenBank genome assembly
UAAUUAUUACCCACUCAUAAGUCACAAGGGGUUAACAGUGAAGUUGAGAAUGCUCUGAUAAAUCCCACAGAAUCCCCAAUUCAGAUUUCCACGAUCCAAACAGUUUUUGACAAGAUUUGAAAUAGUCAAAAUACGCAAGUAUCUCUAGAUCUGCUGCAGAAGAAGAUGGUUUGGGGCUGCUAAUCAGGUUUCGGAUUUUCUAGAGCAGGGGAGACUGGGACUAAUCGUCUACUUGGUUAACUCAAUAGUUUCUCUACACUUUUAAUCUACUAGAAGAACUAGGACAAUGAGAUGAGAUGGAAUUUCGAGUCUUGAAGGAAACAUGAUAACGAGUAAUGGGUCAUUGGAUCUCUAAGACGAUCAAGUAAUGUGUCAUUACAAUCUCCAUUAACAACAGAAUUUGAUCAAUCAACGCCACCGGUUAAUUACAGGAAGACCUCAAAUUAUGUUUAUCGGUAAAGAGAAGGAUGAGAUGUUCAUGUGGAUCUUCAAAUUCGCAGCUCGAAAGAAGCUUGGAAUGCUGCUCCUGUGUUUUGUUUCAAUAGCAGUCGUCUUGUGGAUACUUUAUGUCGGCAAGGGUGAGGUUACACAAGAAUUUGGCUCUGUGAGGAGCUUAGGGUUCAUAAACAUUUCAACUGUAGGAUUUUCUGGACAUUCUUCACCUAAUGAUGAAAUAAAGAUUACCAUUUAUAAUGAUAAAAAAAUUACAAGUCAAUCUCCUCCACCUCCUAUUUAUAAUACCGGAUAUACCCUUCUUCCUGGGAACCCUUGUGAGACCUUUACAUUGCCUCCACCACCAGCUGAUAAAAAAAGAAUUGGGCCACGUCCAUGUCCUGUGUGUUAUCUUCCUGUGGAAGAAGCAAUUAAUUUGAUGCCAAAAGCUCCUUCAUUUUCUCCUAUUCUCCAAAAUCUGACUUACAUUCAUGAAGAGAAUUCAACUAAAAGUGAGUUUGGAGGCUCGAUUUUUGGUGGGUAUCCUUCUUUGAAGCAGAGGCUUGAAUCUUAUGAUGUUAAAGAGUCAAUGAAGAUUCAUUGUGGAUUUGUCAAAGGAGAUAAACCAGGACACAACACAGGAUUUGACAUCAAUGAUUCAGAUCUUUUUGAAAUGAAUCAAUGUCAAGGAGUUCUUGUUGCAUCUGCAAUAUUUGGAGCAUAUGAUUUGAUUCAACAACCAAAGAACAUUAGUGAAGCUUCAAAGAAAAACGUUUGCUUUUUCAUGUUUAUCGAUGAACAAACACAAAAAUUUCUUAAAAAUUCAAGUGAUUUAGAUGAUAACAACAAGAAGAUAGGGUUAUGGAAAAUCAUUGUUGUCCAUAAUCUACCAUAUACAGACCCCAGACGUAAUGGAAAGAUUCCAAAGCUUCUACUACAUAGGCUUUUCCCAAAUGUUAGGUAUUCUUUAUGGGUGGAUGCAAAACUUGAGCUUGUUGUGGAUCCUUAUCAAAUUCUUGAAAGGUUUUUGUGGAGGAAAAAUACGAGUUUUGCAAUAUCUAGACAUUAUAAACGGUUUGAUGUGUUUGUAGAAGCUGAAGCUAAUAAAGCAGCUGCAAAAUAUGACAACGCCUCCAUUGACUUUCAAAUUGACUUUUAUAAAAGUGAGGGUUUGACCCCAUAUUCUGAGUCAAAGCUUCCGAUUACAAGUGAUGUUCCUGAAGGAUGUGUGGUAAUACGAGAGCAUAUUCCAAUCUCAAAUCUUUUCACGUGUUUAUGGUUUAAUGAAGUUGAUCGAUUCACUUCAAGAGAUCAAAUUAGUUUUUCCACUGUAAGAGACAAAAUCAUGUUCAACACAAAUUGGACUCUUUAUAUGUUCUUGGAUUGUGAAAGGCGAAACUUUGUUGUUCAGGGAUACCACCGAGACAUUUUGGAACAUUGGGCACCACCACCCCCUCCAACUUUUCAACUUGCUGUUUCUAGUCCCUCACCUUCCCCCAUCCCCUUUGAUGAAACACCCAAACAAAUUGUUACUAGACACCGUAGAGAUAGAAAAUCAAGUCGACGUCACCGUAAAAUUGAUAUAAAAAGUCAAAGUCAAAAUCAAAGUCAAAGUCAAAGCUAAAUUCAUAUAGAGAACAAAGGCAAAUUUUUUCGUUUGUUAUCGGAAUACAAAUCAUUGUUGGGCCCGCAAAAAUCCUUGGAAGAGGAAUGUUGUUCAAACAAGAGAAAGAAGGUGAACACGCUUGAGCAUGCAAGGGUGUGCUUGUUUGAGUUGUAAGUUGUGUAAUGGUCAUGGGGCUUGAGCUAAAUGCUUUAUGGCCGUGUGGACCCCACACGUGCUAAAAUGGCAAUAUGGACUUUUUGGGAGAUGGUGUUACAUAAAGUGUGAUGCAUAGUUAAAAGAUAGUGUUAAGAAAUUUUGUUACAAAAAUGUUAAUGUUAGGAUCAAACUUUAGAUUUGAUGAUGUUUAGAAAUCAUAUACGUAAGCUGCCAAGUGUUGUAUAAAUAAAUAAUGUUUUUUUGGAC